Ylistrum balloti is the source of this 2215-nucleotide messenger RNA. RefSeq lists its product as uncharacterized. NCBI's taxonomy places the organism in Eukaryota, Metazoa, Mollusca, Bivalvia, Pectinida, Pectinidae. The coding region runs from base 90 to 2078 and encodes 662 amino acids. The record is from RefSeq and is a predicted model, not a curated record. The transcript is spliced from 3 exons. Gene Ontology annotation, biological process: signal transduction.
AAUAUCGCUAAAGCCAACAUGGGAAAACUACCAACUUGGUCAACUGUUUUGAAGAUCUCUGGUUACUUGAUUGUGAUAGCGUUUUCGUGAUGGAGUUAAAAGUCCGUGUAGAUGGAAUACUAAGGGUUGUGUGUGGGGUAACAGAAAACUCUACCUGCCAGGAUGUUGUCAUUGCACUUGCCCAUGCUAUGGGCAAAACAGGGCGUUUCACACUCAUAGAAAAAUGGAGGGAAAAUGAACGCCCCCUUUUACCAGAUGAAUGUCCUAUAAAGAUUCUACAGAAAUGGGGAGAAUAUGCAACAGAGGUGCACUUAUUGUUGAAGCACUCAGGGAAACAAAAAACAGACAUUCCAAUUGCAGAUACACAGAAAGAAAAUGAAAAACCAAAAAUAAAUUUUACCUCUGCUCCACGCGACACAGGGAUUCGUAGGUCUUUAACAUUUAGUGGUGCUCAUAACACGGGGCCUGAGGGAGCACGGCCUCGACAGAGAUAUUUACAGGCAGGAAAAAACUUAGACAAACAUGACACUAGUUCUGUUAGUUCUCAACCAAUCUUGCCUCGGCACCGGGAGGUUCAACAGAAUCCGAUUUAUGGAGUUGGUGUUCGCUUGAAAGCCACACAUGGAGGAGAACCCCAACCUAAUAUUCAACCCCUUAAUAGCCAUAAUAGUGUUAACUCUGACUUUGAACCCCAUGCAAACUCUGACCUGGACUCUCGUGUUCAGAUUCAUUCCCAAGUCAAAGGAAGAAAUGUGUAUCCAAGGGAGAGAACUCAUGUAAAUCCAGAUCCUCAUCCUUCUUUUCAACAGCAAACUGGGCCUCGUUCUCGGCAGGCUCAGCACAGAACUGAACAUCACAGAGUUGCUUCCCCUUACAAUAAUUCUCAGCAAAUUGGAGGAAGUCAUAACAACAAAACCAAUCAUCCAUUCCCUAAUCAACAAAUUUCUGGCAUCAAUGGAAAUGUUAAACCAAGUUUAGGUAGCCAUGUCAACAAUGGGACAAGUAUUUCUAUCUUGCCAUUGGUGCAGAACAAUGUUUCGCGCCCUUCAGCAUUUCAACCUGUUCCACAGAAACAGAGGAAUGACAGUCUAGAUCUGACUCAGCCAGCACAGGCAAUAGGUAGUCUUCCUGUGUACCAUGCACGUCCGGUCAACAGUGAUGUUGAGGAAUACGACUUAGACAGCAACUUUCCAGAUAUUCUUAAGACAUCACGUAAAGAGGUCUUGAUCGAAGAAUAUACCAUGCCUGAUGAACGCCAGAGUGGGGAUGGGUUCAUAGGUGUGAAAGAGAUUAUUGAACCAGACCCUCAGGUGGUGAAGAUGCAGAGACUGUUGUCACAGCAACAGGAGCGCAUACGGAUGCAGGAGUCACAGUUACAAAUGAUAGACACAGAAUUGGUGACUCUAGAGGAUGAGGAUCGACAAGCGCUAGACCAAAAGCACAGUAUUGGAGAGGAGAUCACACGCUUACAACAGACAUACAAUCAGAAUGAGGCUGAAGUCGUGCAACUCACGGCUGUUAGCUGGGUUGACAUAAUCAAUGCUGAGAAAACACGUGAGAAAUCCUACAGAUCUGAUAUGCUUCUUAUUAAGGGUAAAACUGACACUUGUAUCAAAGACCUGGCAAUGAACAAGGAGAGGAUUACAGAACUUGAUAAACAGGUUUCUUCAGAAAGACAGGAACUAGAGGACUUCAGACAAGAGCAGGAAAGGGAGAUUACUCAGCUAAACAAAGAUGCUCAGGAUGUGAAAGAAGAAUUGGAAAAGGGUGUAGAAAUAUUUGACACAAACUCAAAAUCCCUCCAGGAAAUGGAAGAAGAAUUGAAGUCAUUAGACGUAAAAAAAGAAAGCCAGAGUAAAGAAGUAGAUGUGUUAGAGAAACAGAUAAAGGAAGUCAACAUUCAGGAACUUAAUAUGGUCAGUAAUGGAGAGAAGACUGGCAAAAAUGGCAAGGCUGUACUACAAGCCUUGGAGGGCCGUCUCUCACCACACCCUGGUCUAGGAGGAAGGAAGACUAUUACCAGUCCUCUCAGUAAAAUACUAUCUAUCAGCAAGAAUCCUAAUGGGGUGUGGGUGUGAGUUCACACUUCAGUGGGACAGGUUGGAAUAAAAAAAAAUCUUCACCACUGGACAAACUCUCUGACCACAUCUGUCAGUAGAAACCCUUCUGGGAUGUGGGUGUUAGGUCAUACUUCCCUGGGACAAGUCAGAAAACA